Tremella mesenterica DSM 1558 is the source of this 1585-nucleotide messenger RNA. RefSeq lists its product as uncharacterized. The record is from RefSeq and is a predicted model, not a curated record. Lineage: Eukaryota; Fungi; Basidiomycota; Tremellomycetes; Tremellales; Tremellaceae. The transcript has 2 exons. Bases 171 to 1499 code for a protein of 442 amino acids.
CUUCUUUCUUGCCUCGGUAGUUGGGUCAACGUUUCAUAUCCAGGAGCUGGUCUCUUGCUUCUUUCGCUGCUGUUGGAGAUCAUCCUCUUCGAUCCGUUCUUCUCCAACAAAACGAAUUCGAAACGAUCGUCCAACCUUUCUGAUCACUUUUCCUUCCCAAUCGAUUCAAGAUGCAUUCACCGACCAAACAAUCCGGCUGGCCCGGACAGAUGGAACCUCCAUCUACUGUUGAGAGACGACGAAAAGGUCGUAAUGCUGAUGUCAUCAUACCCCUUCCUACGCCUCCUCGAUCAAGACAAGCUAUCCAUCCACCUACACCCGAUACCGUCCGUCAUGUGAGAACGUCACUUAAACCAUCUACAAAAGAUCAAACUUCGAGCAUGCUUCCCACUCCGCAGACCUUACCUCGACAAGGACGUAAACAACGAUUACAAGAAGACUCUCAUCCUGCAGAAGAAGAAGAGUCUGAUGUACCCAGUCCUACUGGUCAUACGACGUUCUUCCUUUCCUCAUCCUCUACCACUAACCAAGAACAUGUCAUCAGACGACGUCCAGGUUUGACAUUCAAUCAACAAAUGGGUCUUAUAAAUCCGCAAUCUCAUUCUUCAAGUAGUAACGCUUUUGGAGCCAGGAUUGGUCCUGGCGUAGGUAUGGGUGGAUCAAGAGCUGUUGGCCAUAGAAAAAUAGGUCAGAUCAUUUCUUCCGAAUCCCCAGACGUUGAAGAAAACCCUUUCCUAUCAUCGAACUCGACACGUCCAGGAGUGACAUUUGGACUAGCAUCGCCCGGACCGGUCACUUCGCAUGUUCCAAGAUCCGAUCUGAAUGAAGAAGACGCGGAAAUGCGUUCCCCCUCAAGUUCACCUCUUCGACAAAAACGUAAAUCACACUCCUUCUCACUCGGCGCAUCGGCUUUACUUUCCCCUCCCCCAACUCAAAAGACGAUUCGUCUAAAACCCUUCGUGUCAUCUAGAGAAGAGAUCGAACGACGAAGAAGAGAAGAAAGAAAGAGGAUGAUGGAUGAAGAUGAAAAUCCUUUCCUUGCUAAACCAGGAGAGAUUAUCCAACCUCGUCGAUCGAUAACGGAUGAAACAUCACCGACAGUCACCUACGUUUUCAGAGGAACGAAAAAGGUAUUCGCCAACCCAUUCUUUUCUUCUGAUAGUCGAUAUCCUCCAGCAGAAUUAGAUAGUGAUCAUCCGGAAUACGACCCUCAUCCUUGUCCCGCUCCUAAACUAUUAUGGCCUUCAAAGUCGAAUCAAACUGAUCCACCUUCUUCACCUCCUAGCGAGAUCAUGCGGACGCCUGUGGCGCCCAGACGGGGAAGAGAUGUUCAGGUAAGGAAUCAUGAAGAGGCAGAGGAGGAAAGUGAGGAGGACGAAGAAUUGCCUGUGAAAAGAGGCAUGUUAUUUGCGUCAGGUGCAGGGACGAAAAGAUCUUUGGAGAUGGAGCACGAGCAGGGAAAAGGAAAUAAGCGAUCCCGAGGAUUGAAGCGAUUGUGAGGGGAUUGAAUGAAUUUUGAGGAAAAAUAAUAUAUGAAGAGGUGGAUCUUGUACCUUUCAUGCAUACGUCUUGAUGCGAGUGAAGA